AUGGGUUCUACAUCUCCUGCCCCAGCUUCAUUGCCUCCCGACUUCCAAUGGGGAUUUGCGACAGCGUCCUACCAGAUCGAAGGAGCUGUCAAUGAAGAUGGUCGCGGAAAGUCAAUCUGGGAUACUUUCUGUCACUUGAAGCCAACAAGAACAAAGGGCGCAAAUGGUGAUGUUGCAUGCGACCAUUAUCAUCGCUACGAGGAAGAUUUUGAUCUUUUAACCAAAUACGGCGCAAAAGCAUAUCGUUUCUCAAUCUCUUGGUCGCGAAUUAUCCCUGACGGUGGAAGAGGAGAUGACGUGAACGAGCAGGGAAUUGCGUUCUAUAACCGGCUUAUUGACUCUCUACUUUCCAGAGGUAUCGUACCUUGGGUGACUUUGUACCACUGGGACCUGCCUCAAACUCUUCACGAUAGAUACGGCGGCUGGCUGAAUGUAGAGGAGUCACAAUUAGAUUUUGAGCGAUACGCCCGGAUCUGCUAUGAGCGCUUUGGAGAUCGAGUCAAGAACUGGAUUACACUGAAUGAGCCGUGGAUCGUUUCAAUCUUUGGAUAUUCGACAGGUGGAAACGCCCCAGGAAGAAGCAGCGUCAAUCCUCAAUCUUCUGAGGGCAACUCUGCGACGGAGCCUUGGAUCGUCGGAAAAGCUCUCAUCCUAAGCCACGCGCGUGCAGUCGCCCUUUACAACAAAGAAUUUCGGUCAAUACAGAAUGGAAGAAUUGGGAUAUCUUUGAAUGGCGAUUUCUUUGAGCCUUGGGAUGCCCAAGACGAGCGUGAUCGCGAGGCUGCUGAGAGACGAAUGGAGUUUCAUAUUGGUUGGUUCGCCAAUCCAGUGUGUCUCGCACAGGACUAUCCCAAGUGUAUGAGAGAGCAGUUGGGUGACCGUCUACCUAAGUUCACAGACUCCGAGUUUACUCUGCUCCGCGAAGCCAAUAUGGACUUCUACGGAAUGAAUUAUUACACAUCUCAGUUCGCACGCCAUCGCGACGAGUCACCCUCUAUAAAUGACUAUUUGGGAAAUCUAGAAGAACUCCAGGAGAACAAGGAGGGCGUGUCAGUUGGUGAACCAUCUGGCGUCCAUUGGCUUCGGUCGACCCCAAAGCUGUUUAGAAAGCACUUGACUCGAGUUUACCGCAAAUAUGGGAAACCCAUCUACGUUACUGAGAAUGGCUGUCCUUGUCCAGGAGAAGAGAAGAUGACUGUAACCGAGGCAGUGAACGAUACAUAUCGAGUUCGGUAUUUUGAAGACCACAUCGAGGCUGUUGCGCUGGCGCGCAGCGAAGAUGGUUCUGACAUUAAGGGUUACUUUGCCUGGUCAUUGAUGGAUAAUCUAGAAUGGUCUGAUGGGUACGGAGUUCGGUUUGGUGCAACUUUCACUAACUACGAUACCCUUGAAAGAACCCCGAAACAGUCUGCAUUGCUUCUAAAAGGGAUGUUCGAGAAAUACACAGAGCCGAGGAAGUACUUGUAG
Messenger RNA from Talaromyces amestolkiae, 1467 nucleotides. RefSeq lists its product as uncharacterized. Gene Ontology annotation, biological process: carbohydrate metabolic process. The transcript has 4 exons. The record is from RefSeq and is a predicted model, not a curated record. NCBI's taxonomy places the organism in Eukaryota, Fungi, Ascomycota, Eurotiomycetes, Eurotiales, Trichocomaceae. Gene Ontology annotation, molecular function: beta-glucosidase activity. Bases 1 to 1467 code for a protein of 488 amino acids.